AUGAAUCAAUUAAAUUUCAGUGCAAUACAUGAAACUAGAAAACUGUUGAAUGAAAGUAUCUUCUUUGCUUAUCAUAGAGAUAAUUAUUCUGAUACUUUAUUGAAUGGUAUACUUAGUCAAAAUCUUGACCUAUUUUGGACUACUAUGCAUCAGUGUUUAGAUUUAACCGAUAUUAUGCAUCAAUAUACUAUGUUAAAUCAAUCAUUGUCUAAAAUAUCUACUAUUCAUCAACAACAUUAUAGUACAGUACAAUUUCAAUCAUUAUAUGAUUGGUGUAAUUUUGGCCGAUCAACAUGGUUCACUAAUGUAUUCACAUUGAUACAUGAUAAUUCAUGGCAAGAAAGAAUUUCUUUUCAUUUACAAAAUUAUUUAGUACCUAUUUUAUUGAUUAUUAACUGUUUAAGCCUAAUCACUUGUAUAUCAGGUGUUUAUCGAUUGUGUAGUCUAUCAAAUAGAUCGAAUGGAAAAGUUAUGAUCAUUAUGAAACAACAGUCUAUUGUACAAUCAUAUCUUCCAGCCACUUGGCCACUGGUUUUAUGGUAUUGUAUUUUUGGACUAUUAUGGUUAAUGUUAGUACUUGGCUUUAAAGUGAUCACCUUACAGUUAUUUAAAACAAAUAUCGGUUUACAUAGUCAUGAUUUCUACUGUAGAACACUAACAUAUCUGACAAAUAUCUUAAGGUAUAUUCCAACUUGGUUAAUUUGUCUCAUGUUAUGCGAUAGAGCGAUAGAAAUAUUUGUUAAUCCACAGAUGAUGAAUAGAUCAAAUAUGUGUAUUAAAAAUGAAUUGGAUUCAACUAAUAAUUUAGGUGUUUCAAUUCGCCCAGUUAUACAGAAAUUGACUACACCAAAUAUUGUAUAUAGUCAUACUGGUGAAACAUCAUUAUCUUUAUCGUCAUCAUCAUCAUCAUCUAUAUCGAAUUGUCAGUGUCAAUUGAAUGCUUCCAAAGAGAAACAAGCAUACAGUAAAUACUUAUUCGAUUAUAUAUUAUGUAAAAGAUUUUGUUCUCAAAGUCAACAUGAAUUACAUUGUGUUUUUUAUGGAUUGAAACGAACAAGUUGUGAGUUAUGCAUAAAUGAACAGAUAAACAACCGUAUAAAGAAGCAUAUACAUACAAAUGGUUCAUACAAUGAUGGUUAUGAAAAAUUGCUGAAAGAUUUAUGCAAUUGGAAUGAAUGUGGUCUUGGCCGUGUCGGUGGUCUGGUACUCUUUAGCAUUGUCACUGCACUUAUCUGUCUAAUAAAUACCCACUUGUUAUGGUUAUAUAAAAUUGGAAAGUCUAGUAAACGUUGUGUCCUAUCAGCUGGAGAUGCUGUCAUCUUGUCAGUAUUUUAUCCAUAUCUCUUGAAGACAUGCCACUCUAUACUGCCUCAUAUCCUGAUAUUUAUCUCUUUGAUGCUGUUGGGUUUAACAGCCUUGAAAAAAUCACGUCUUACAUCUAACUCUAACUCUGAUUGUUCUACAAGACAAGGAAGAAGAACAACAGGAUGUCUAUCAACAAGAUUCAUAGAAUCGAUGGGGAACACUAAAGAACAAAACGUCUUUACAGAACCGACACAGUUAGCUAUUUAUUUAGGAAUUGUAAAUUUUCUUUUUGAAAUUGCUGAAGUAAUAGAAUGGUUACAUAUGAAAUUCAUUAUACCUAAUUACUUUCAACCGUUUGCAAUCAAUUUCAAUUUAAAUCCAUAUAUAAAUAAUAACACGAAUGUAAAUAUUACUAACACUGACUCGAUACUACUAUCAAAUAGUUUAUAUAGUAGUAAACUACUUAGUAAAUCAAUUAAUCAAAUGUGUACUAUUCAAUUCACAUCUGGUUUAUUAAGAAUUUGGUCUAGUCAACGUUAUUUAUUCACUUUUCCUAUCUUAUUUUAUAAAUCAUCAAAAUUUAAACAUAUUACUAAAUACUUUUUUAAGUAUUACUUUCAAGCAUUGAAAAUGCAAUAUUUAUUUAAAAUAAGCUUUACAGCGCAAAAUUCAACAUUUAUUGACUCAUUGAACACAUCUAUGCAUAUCAAUGCAUCAAAUAAUGAAAAUACAAAUAAUCAAAUCAGUGAAAGGAUAAAUAUCACAGAAUAUAUCAAUACGCAUAGUCAUCAAGGGAAUACUAGAAUAAAAACAAAACGAAUUCCUCGAGUCUACUGUUGUUCAUGUAGUACGCAUCCAUUAACAUUGGAUGGAACCAUUGACAAUGGAAAACAUUCAGAUGCUCAUGAAUAUCAUUAA
Molecule: messenger RNA, 2223 nt
Organism: Heterobilharzia americana
Lineage: Eukaryota; Metazoa; Platyhelminthes; Trematoda; Strigeidida; Schistosomatidae
Source: the annotation of a GenBank genome assembly